AUGAUCACACUCUUUGUGGCUCUUUACUCUCUGCUUUGUCUCUGCACAACUGGAAAAACUUCUGCCAUCAAGGAGCUUCAGGUAAAAAUAUUAAAACAUGGUGAAAAUGUAACUAUGGAGUGUAAAAUUACUGGGGACAAAAAGAAGGAUAAUUUAGUUUGGUACAAACAGAUAUUUGGACAAGUGCCUCAGUUUAUGGCAAAAACGUACAGUGGCUCUCUGGGCUACACUUUUGCUGAAGGAUUUGAAGAUAGUCGCUUCAAUAUUACUUUAAAUGAUCAAAAGUUUGAUCUCAGCAUUAAUAAAAUAAGAGAGGAUGAUGAAGGAGAAUAUUUCUGUGGAGAAUUGGAGGGGACUGUACUAAAGUUCACAUCUGGAACACGUCUGCAGUUUGAAGGUGAAGAGAUGAAACCCUGUCCUACACCUGGAACACUUAACAAGAACACACACUCUGUUACACACCAGGGUUCAAACAGCAGUGAUGGAAAAAUAAGCACCGGUGGCAUCAACCAGUUUCCUCAAAUGGCUGAGGAUGGAAUUCACGGUCUUCUGAAGGAAGUCGUUUUGGAUAUUGCUGACAACCUCCUGGGUCUGUGCAUCUAA
Molecule: messenger RNA, 603 nt
Organism: Clarias gariepinus (North African catfish)
Lineage: Eukaryota; Metazoa; Chordata; Actinopteri; Siluriformes; Clariidae
Exons: 4
Coding region: 1-603 (200 amino acids)
Biological process (GO): response to bacterium
Source: RefSeq, a predicted model, not a curated record